Molecule: messenger RNA, 1044 nt
Organism: Phytophthora sojae
Lineage: Eukaryota; Oomycota; Peronosporomycetes; Peronosporales; Peronosporaceae
Exons: 2
Coding region: 1-1044 (347 amino acids)
Source: RefSeq, a predicted model, not a curated record
AUGGCCUCCGACUUGAAGACUUCUACAGCCCUGCUUACCCCUGAAGACUUGUAUGCGCACGCGCGUCGCUUUGGUGUGGACUUAAGCCGUGAACCAUACUUGCUGUCAUUGAUCAAGCAGGCUGCAACAACUCCCAACCCGCCGAAACGACAGCAUGAGAGCGAUGAUGAAAGCGGCGGCGAGCGCUACUUCCUAGACCAAAUCAAGAUACUGCGUCAUCAGCAACAGCAAGCCCCAAGCCAUUCUACACAGGAUGGUGCCUGGAUGGCAUUUGAAGAGCUCGUGUCCCCCGAGACGAGCAACUCGACGAAAAAGCCGACGAACACGUACUACUACAACUUUGUUACCAACUCUCGACAGGAGAUGCAUCCUCUUGUACCAUUGUUCGGCGACAACGAAUGGGCUGGCAACGACGACGCUGACCCGAUGACACGAGCGGCUGACCCACUAGAGUUUGAGAAUGCUGCCACGCUGCACAAACAGACUUCGAUGAAGAACAUUGCUGCGUUGGAAAUUCUCUGCUUUCACUGUUGGUGGAAGGAGACGUCUCUGCUUGGGGAGACGCGUCAAUGCCGUCUCCGACUCUACUUCUCCAUUCCGACGCGUCAUUUCCAGGUGGUGCUGGAGGAUUCGCCCAACGUGUUCACCAUUUCGCACAUUGCCCAUUCCGUGACGGGGAUUCCGCUCUCGGUCUGGGACUUGCAUGAAGGUGCGCGCCUCACUGUGCUUGGACGCCCCACGACGUUGCGCCAAGCCAGUCUCCUCACCCGUCAGUGGCUAGAUGUUCACGAGCGUCGCCUUCGCCCAGUCAUGGAGAGCCUGCAGAAGGAGCUGGCAAAGUACGAGCUCCGUUCGCAUGGGCGCUCAGCAGCGGCUCCAGUCUCGGGUCGAAUCCUUUGCGCGGAUCCUCACCGUUCUCGAUCCGGGGUUUCACUGCGUCAAUUGCUGGACGAUAUCGCCAUGCUGCAGAGCAAACUCGCCACCUACCGCCCAGACCUCGCACGCCGAUUGUGCGAGCCACUAGCGGAUCUUGACAUCGCGUAG